CCAACAACCAUGCCGGACCACUUCCAACCCGACGACGACACCGACCCAACCAUCUCCUCCCUCCGCCACACCCUAACCACCGAAUCCACCCCGCUCGCCCACCGCUUCCGCGCCCUCUUCUCCCUCAAACACCUCGCCAGCACGCACCCACCGACCGCCCAAACCGCGCCCGCCAUCCGCGCCAUCGCCGCCGCAUUCGCCUCGCCCUCUGCGCUGCUAAAGCACGAACUGGCGUAUUGCCUGGGCCAGAGCAAGAACGUGGCCGCGGUGCCGUAUCUCGAGGCCGUGCUGCGGGAUGUGGACGAGGAUGCGAUGUGUCGGCAUGAGGCGGCGGAGGCGCUGGGUGCGAUUGGGGAUGUGGGGUGUGUGGGCUUGUUGAGGGCGUUUCGCGAUCGGGUGGGCGAGGAGGUUGUUGUGCGGGAGACGUGUGAGAUUGCGGUCGAGCGGAUUGAGUGGGAGGUUGGGAGGGGGGGGAAGGAGGAGGAGGAGGAGAUUAAGACGAGUGACUUUGUGUCCAUUGACCCGGCGCCCCCCCUUGCGCAGACGGCGAGCGUGGAUGUGCCUGCGCUCGAACGCACGCUGCUUGAUACGAAGCUGCCGUUGUUCCAGCGCUACCGUGCCAUGUUUGCGCUGCGCGAUCUGUCCAGUCCGCCCGACUUGCCUACUGCUGUUCCUGCCGUGCAUGCCCUGGCGCGCGGCCUGUCGGACCCGUCUGCGCUGUUCCGCCACGAGAUCGCCUUUGUGUUUGGUCAGCUGUCGCAUCCGGCGUCUAUUCCGAGCCUGAUCGAGACGCUCAGUGAUCUGAAAGAGGAGAGCAUGGUCCGCCAUGAGGCUGCCGAGGCGCUGGGCAGUCUGGGCGAGGAAGACGGGGUGGAGGAGGUGCUGAGGAGGUUCUUGGAUGAUCCCGAGCAGGUCGUUAGGGAGAGUGUGGUCGUGGCCCUGGACAUGGCCGAGUUUGAGAAGAGCGGGGCCUUGGAGUAUUCUACGAUACCGUCGGUUGCGAGUGUACAGCAGGCGGCAUAGAACACAUUGUGGCGAUCUCGCCGGGUAUCGAGAAAAAAAGGAAGCAUUAUUGACGGCGUGGCCAUCUGGUUCAGUUGUUGGUGUUCCAUCUG
This is a messenger RNA of Pseudovirgaria hyperparasitica, 1115 nucleotides long. RefSeq names its product Deoxyhypusine hydroxylase. Gene Ontology annotation, molecular function: deoxyhypusine monooxygenase activity. Gene Ontology annotation, biological process: peptidyl-hypusine biosynthetic process. Bases 10 to 1023 code for a protein of 337 amino acids. The transcript has 2 exons. NCBI's taxonomy places the organism in Eukaryota, Fungi, Ascomycota, Dothideomycetes, Acrospermales, Acrospermaceae. The record is from RefSeq and is a predicted model, not a curated record.